AUUGUCAUUCAGAAUUUCUUAGCCACUAAAAGUCUUACACGCAAAGUAUUUUUAAAAGUUUCAUUCUUUAUCAUUGGCUAUCAGACCAUUGACUUUUUGAUAGAGAUUAGAUAAUGAUUCAAGCUGUUUAAACGCCUACAAUGUGCAGCAGAUUAUUCUUAUACAAUUAAGCGUAUUAGUAAUUUGACAUUAAAAGUAAGAAAAAAUGUCGUUAACCAGGCGGCUUCAUCUCGACGAAAUUGUCACAUCAUUUCCAGAAUUAGGGCCCACAGUACCUGACGGUGGCUACUCAUGGAUUGUUCUGUCUGGAGUAUUUUUGGUCCAGAUGACAGUUCCAAGUAUUUUUGCAAUGUAUGGAAUAGUACUGGCUUACAUACAUGAAAACAAUACUAAUAACUCUGAUAUAUUAAGUGAGAAAAUUAUGUUGACACCAAUACUGUUUAAUGCUUUCUGGAAUUUAUCAGAUCCUUGGGCAAAAAUGAUUGUGAGUAUGUCAUCAAUUCCUCGCUUGGUAGGAGUAAUAGGAGUGACUUUAUUAGCAGUUGGAACCAUAGCAUCGGCAUACCUUGCAACAGGUGGAGUCGGUGCAUAUUUGACCAGUGGCAGUGCAGGUGCAGUAAUGGGAAUAGGCGCUAGUUUUGUCGUCUUACUGAGCGAUUACGUUCUGCGAAAAUAUUUUCGGAAGAAGCUUCUUUUAGCGCUAACAGUGAGAAAUAUUGCAACUUCAUUUGGUCUUGUACUCGUUCCAAGCAUCACAUAUUUACUGUUAUACAAAGCCAGGCUGAAAACUGGUCUCCAAUUAAUGACCCUUAUACUACUGCCUGCUCUUCUUGGGACAUUAACUUUUAGGCUGCCUACUCAGCAACAAACUCCUUACAGUCUUCUCCUUUCAACCGAAGAAGACACCGAACUUCCCAUAAGAAUCUCUUCAGAUGUUUCUAAAAGCGAACAGCAAUUAAAUAGUCAAGAUGAGAUAGAAAAUUCAGAGUAUGGUCAACCCAAUGAAAGAAUACAACACGGUGGAGGAUUAUUAAAUGAAGGAAGUAACAUGUAUGCUUACGAAGAUCUGGAUGAAGAUGUAGAUUUAUUUGUUAAUCCAGUUAGUCACUCAAAGAGCAAUUGGAAGUAUCAGCUUCGUGCUCUAAAGAACUUCAGAUUGUGGGCUGCAAUCGUUGGCUGGAUCGGAAUGAAAGCGUCUACUCUCUAUUUUUGGAUUCUAUUUCCUCUACUCAGUAGUAGAAUCGUAGAUGAUCCUUACAUUUGGAUGCCGUUAUUUAUUACAGCAAGCUUUGCUACUUUUCUACCAAAUCUGAUCAGUUAUAAAAUAUUAAAAGCCAGCAGUCAGAAUAGAAGAUUGUAUUUUGGCACAGCAUCUUGGGUUUGUGGUACUAGUUUAAUAGGUAUAAUGUAUGCGAAUAGUUACUCGUGGAUGCUGAUUUGUGCCCUUUUAGGUGGUAUUAGUAUUGGUAGUUUGUUAAGUUGCCAAGAUAUAGCUUUGUACGAUGUUCUUGGUGUUGAAACAAUGCAUUCUGCUCAUAGAGGAUUAUCAACCAUCGUGGGUUUAUGUAUACUGAUCUUUUGUUUCAUACACAACAUAACUAUCUCUUUGAGUGUUACAGCGCUCUUACAAUUUCUCGGUGCACUUUAUUGGAUCUCCUCACCUGUGCUGAACUUAAUUAAAGAAACACAGUACAGAUCACUUAACACGAUGAGCAGAACAAGUAGAGACGAGACAUGAUAAAAACAAUUUUACAUUUAAGAAUAAUAAUUGUACCUUAUAUUUUAUCUUAACGAUAUGUACAGACGUUUAUAUUAAUCACAAUAAUCUGUUAUCUAAAAAUAAAAAUAGUACAUAUAUAGGUAUAUAAAAUCGUAAAAAUAGACAUUUUAUAGAAAUUAAAAAAUAGGCGACGAAUAUUGUCUAAUAUAAAAGGAAUAAAUAUUUCACAGUAGUAUCUCGAA
Messenger RNA from Osmia bicornis bicornis, 1962 nucleotides. RefSeq names its product monocarboxylate transporter 5. Gene Ontology annotation, biological process: monocarboxylic acid transport; transmembrane transport. The coding region runs from base 206 to 1738 and encodes 510 amino acids. The record is from RefSeq and is a predicted model, not a curated record. Lineage: Eukaryota; Metazoa; Arthropoda; Insecta; Hymenoptera; Megachilidae. Gene Ontology annotation, molecular function: monocarboxylic acid transmembrane transporter activity. The transcript is spliced from 6 exons.